Messenger RNA from Porites evermanni, 2471 nucleotides. The record is from the annotation of a GenBank genome assembly. Lineage: Eukaryota; Metazoa; Cnidaria; Anthozoa; Scleractinia; Poritidae.
AUGCGUGUAGCGCUUUCAGAACGUCCUGUUCAAGGUUAGCCUCCCCGCAGACGUCCUUUUGGGUUCGUUUGUCACGCAUUCAUUUCUCCCCCACGGACGUCUGCUAAACACAGCCGACUUUUACGUUCUGGAUUGUUUGAAUAAGCCAAUAAGCGGUUAGUUAUUGUGUCACUAUCAGCCAAUCACGCGCUGUGAUAUAAGUGAUGUCUUUGUAUUCUCAAAUGAAUUAUUUAUUUGCAACGCUACCUUCUACCUGAGACCACUCAAACGUUUUGAAAAAAUCACAGAAACUGAAUGUAAUAAAGCUGCCGUCAGCUGUACAUUUUUUUCGGAAGUUGUGACUAUAAAAUAAUCUGCUUUUCUUUGAAAGACUUCAGACAAAAAUUCCCAAACAAGCGCGGAGCGGUUUUCAGCGCGGUCGAAAACAAUAAUUACUAUUAACUCUGUAUAUAUUCGAAGUAUUAAGAAAAGAGAACUUAUAAACGUGUAUAGGGAAGAUAUUCAAAGCAUUCUUCGAAAACAAAGGCCGUUUCCUUUUUUGCGAAAUGUAAUUCCACCAAGGUCAUGGGUCGCGGACCAUGGACCAGUACGCAAAAUUUGGUUAUAUUUUUUCAAGAUUCGGUAAAACAAAAAAUUCGAAGUCUACAGUAAUGUGCUUCCAACGGCAGAAAAAGGUUUAUCUGAAAACUUGUUCUGCAAAAAGGCACGUCCUCCCGUUGCGUUUUAUUUAUUCACAAGCUAAGUAAACAUGACCACGGUGCCGCCGAAGUCCAAACUUCAAGCUAGAACGACAAAUUAACCUACCUGUCAACAAGCUUUAAUCUCGCUCCUUCAAAGAAAGAAAGAAUGCUUAUAAUCAAUAAAUCAUUGAACUUUUCAUUGUUCAUUGUAUUUUAUUUGUCGACGAAAUAUCAUGCUCGGGAAAGUCGCCGACCAAGGACCACAUACUAACUGUACAAGUCACUCGCUAACAUUUCCUCCACCGCUUCUGGGCUUUCGUAAACAACAGAGAAAGUCCCUCUCUCUACAACCCUCAUAUUCUCUUUGCUAAUAUCACUGAGCGUUACAGCAGGAAUACCAAUAUUUUCCAGCUUUGUAGAUUGAUCUUUCAAGAUUUACCAGGGGAGAAACAACAACAACAAUAAUGUCCAGUAGUUCCACGCACUGUGUCGCAAACAAGCAGCAAAGCUUGAUAGAUAAGGGAUUUGCCAAAUCCCGUCGGCAAAUUUUUGAACUCAUCCGUCUUCGCUAUAAAAUUUGCAGGAUAGCUUCUCUCUGAUACUAGUUUAACUCUGUAUUAAUUACAAAUUUCUCGCACACUCGAUCAAAAGCCUCACUGAUCGCGCGAAUCUUAAGAAGCGACUCGGGUUACGUUUUACAAAAAUCGGUAAACGGCCUGUGAUUGGUGAACGUAAAUGUCGGCUGUGUUUAGCAGACGUCCGUGGGGGAGAAAUGAAUGAGUGACAAACGAACCCCAAAGGACGUCUGCGGGGAGGCUAGUUCAAGGUACAACUGCCUCCUUGUGCGCAAUGAAUGAGACUCAAAAGACACACGGAGUACAUAAGAUAGAAGGUUUCAGCAAGUAUCACAAUUUCAAGUUUGAAGUGAAAGGAAUUAGAGCAUGGAGAGCUUAUGGUGUUGGACUUGGCAAGUUUAUUCCUUACCGAGAGGUCAUAACUGAACCUCAAGGUCCUACUGGUCUCAUUGUGCAUGAGAACUUCUUUCCUCUCAAAGAAGCUCGAGUAUAUAAGAGAGAGACAAACAGUGAAAAUGAACAAUGCAACGGUCUUUUCUCUUGUUCUGAGCCCGGGUGCAACAUGGUUUUCAAGAAAUUCAGUGAACUCGAAAAUCACCUUGAUGUUGGUGAGCACAGCCAAGUUCGCGGAAACUCUGAUACGGUGUAUGACAAGCUCAGAAGAGACUGGGCGGAGAAAUUUCGUACUGUUGAUAAGGACGAAGAAAUCAGAAGCGUGCCUGAAGCAGUUGUAGAGGAGCAUCACGAAAAGAAUAAAACUGGUCGCUCUCCCGAGUGCAGUGACUUGCAGACUGGAUGGGCUCUACACAAGCCCCGAAACGAAGCUGUGCGUUUUCCUACCGAGGUUAAACAGUACCUAACAACGAAAUUUGAUCUUGGAGAAAGAACUGGCAUCAAGUCAGAUCCCGCAAAAGUGGCAGCAGAUAUGCGAACUGCAAGAAACCCAGACAGUUCUCGGAUGUUUGAGAGGAAACAUUGGCUCACAAAGGGUCAAGUACAGAAAUUUUUUUCGAGGCUAGCGGCCUCGCGAAGAAGCAAAGCACAUCGGGAAGCUCUCAAUGAAGACGUAGAGGCGGAACAGGAAGAGAAGGAAAGACGAGCCGUCCUGGAAGAGGUGGCCACCCACCUAUCUGCUAUGAUUCAUACUGUUUAUGUGACCUUUCACACGAGAAGAAACUUGAAACAUUUAGCGUUGCUAUGCUCAAGGACAUGUUGA